This is a messenger RNA of Phialemonium atrogriseum, 1149 nucleotides long. RefSeq names its product serine/threonine-protein kinase csk1. The transcript has 4 exons. Gene Ontology annotation, molecular function: cyclin binding; ATP binding; cyclin-dependent protein serine/threonine kinase activity. Bases 1 to 1149 code for a protein of 382 amino acids. The record is from RefSeq and is a predicted model, not a curated record. Lineage: Eukaryota; Fungi; Ascomycota; Sordariomycetes; Cephalothecales; Cephalothecaceae. Gene Ontology annotation, cellular component: nucleus; cytoplasm; cyclin-dependent protein kinase holoenzyme complex. Gene Ontology annotation, biological process: regulation of gene expression; G1/S transition of mitotic cell cycle; signal transduction.
AUGGCCAGCCCAACUGAUUGGAGAAGCUCGCUCACAGCCUCGCAGCGAUAUGACAACGUCCAGAGAAUCCAGCGGGCUUUGACUGGCUCUAGUUCGAGCCAAAGUGCAUUUACGGUCGAAAACGACGCAUACAAGUCUUCUCUCAACCGUGAGCAAUACGACGCAGCUUGUGACCUCCAUGGCAACUCAGUAGCUUCUGUGCCCCCUGAGCCUCCUGAGCCAAGCUCCUCCUCUAUUCCGGCCAAUGAUGCCAUACAUGCAGGCGGCGGGACGAGAAUUGGCCUCUACCGGGGUUGCUCAUAUGUUGCCAGCGGCGUAACCGCCGAGGUCUACCGGUGUCAAGACCGGGCCCUCAAAGUCAUCGUCGAGACCAGCAACAUGGAGCCACACAAUCCCCAUCGAGAAGCAAAGAUUCUCCAGCUCCUGAAGAGGCCGUGUAUCCCCCUGCUCGAGACAUUCAGAGACCAGGAGCAACGGUUCGUCCUGGUCUUCCCAUACAUGCCCCUCAGCCUCGCCACACUCAUCGAGCAAGGUCCACUCUCAUACCUACAAAUCCGGAGCAUCUUCACCGACCUCUUCACCGCCCUAACUCACAUCCACACCCAAGGCAUCAUUCACCGCGACAUCAAGCCCUCCGCCAUCCUCCUCGCCACCCCCUCCGGCCCAGCCCACCUCUCCGACUUCGGCACAGCCUGGCACCCGACCCUCUCCCGCGCAACCGAGCCCCCCGACCGCAAGAUCCUCGACAUCGGCACGGGCGCCUACCGCGCGCCCGAGGCGCUCUUCGGCGACGCGUCCUACGGCCCCGCCGUCGACAUGUGGGCCGCCGGCGCCGCCCUGGCCGAGUGCCUCCUGCGCCGCCCGCUGUUCGAGUCCCGCGCCGCCCACGAGGACGGCAGCCAGCUCGGGCUGAUCCUGAGCAUCUUCCGCACCCUCGGAUCGCCCACCCGCGAGACCUGGCCUGAGGCUGUGGGGCUCAGGACCCCGCCGUUUGAGAUGUAUCAGGUCUUUGAGGGGAGGGGGUGGGAGGAGAUCUUGCCUGGUGUGGAGCCCGAGUGGAGGGAGCUGGUGGCUGCGUUGGUGAGGUAUGGUGGUGGGAGGGCGACGGCUGAGCAGGCGCUUCGCUAUAAAUGCAUGCAACAGGAAUAA